Betta splendens (Siamese fighting fish) is the source of this 1824-nucleotide messenger RNA. RefSeq names its product SH3 domain binding glutamate-rich protein (gene sh3bgr). The transcript is spliced from 12 exons. Lineage: Eukaryota; Metazoa; Chordata; Actinopteri; Anabantiformes; Osphronemidae. The coding region runs from base 127 to 816 and encodes 229 amino acids. Gene Ontology annotation, cellular component: cytoplasm. The record is from RefSeq and is a predicted model, not a curated record.
UGUGUGUGUGUGUGUGUGUGUGUGUGUGUCUCCCCGGCUGUGUGCGCUCUAAUAAUAGAGGAGGCCGUCUGCUCCUUUAAGAGCCCGCUUGCUGCAUACUCUACCACAUAUAUCGUAUAUAGGAAAAUGGUUAUCAAAGUAUUCCUCGCGUCUUCGUCUGGAUCCACGGCGAUCAAAAAGAAGCAACAAGAUGUUGUCGCCUUCUUGGAGGCUCUUAAAGUGGACUACACUCCACUGGACAUCGCCUGCAAUGAGGAGAACCGAAUGUGGAUGAGGAAAAAUGUCCCAGAAGAUAAGAAGCCGUCCACCGGCAUCCCUCUGCCCCCACAGAUCUUUAACGAGGAGAGCUACUGUGGGGACUAUGAUACGUUCUUCGAUGCCAAGGAGGACAACACAGUCUACGCCUUCCUCGGGCUCCCUCCUCCUCCUGGAUCAAAGGAAGCAGAACAAGCCGAUAGGACUCGCAUUGUGGAGAACGGGACCCAGGAGGACAAUGAGGCAGAGCGAAACCUCGGCGACGCUACAGAGGUUCCGGUGAAGGAGCGUAACGGGGACGCACACGAAGAGGAGGAGCGGGCGGCCGACGGGGAAGGAGAUGCCGGCGAUGAAGCGGCGGCAGGAGAUGAGGAAGAGGAGGAGGAGGAGGAAGCAGACGAGCAGGCUCACGUGGAGGAUGAGGAAGAACAGGAGGAAGAGGAUUUGCAUUCAGAGGAGGAGGACGAGCUGCAACAGCUUGAGGAUGAAGAAGAAGCUGAAGUACAAGAGGAAGAAGAAGAAGACUUGGAAGAAACACAGGAGGAAGAGGAGGCUGAGUAGUUGAAGCCCACUGCCCGACGCCGACUUACGACCGUCCAGCCCGAAGGAGCCCCCACCCCGCUUCCCAUCUCCCUGACCCAUGAUGUUUGACACCCUCGGCCCCUCAGACAGCCCCCGUACCCGUCCCCGAGGCCACACUGGACCCCACUGGAAACCAUCGCCCGUGUGCUGGAAGGCGCCAUCCACACAGAACCGCCCCCUCCCACAUCUGCCUCCCACCGCCCUCUUAACUGCAACGUGGACUUAACUUUUGUAAUAUUUGUGCUGAGACAUAUUGAAAUGAAAAUGUGCAGUGUAGCUUGACAAUAUGUUUUGAAUCCGAAGCUUUUGUAAAAUACAGUUAUUUUGUUAAACACAUUUAUCAUCUAUUGCUUUUAGAAAUUCAACAUUUCUAACACAAAGAGGCAGUGACCUUUUCAAACGCAUUACUAAGGCAUAGCUCAGCUUGAAGCUUCUGGCUUUCAAAGUAAGUGGUUCAUAACUGACUCUCUAAGAAGUGUUUUCUUCUUUUAUUAAAUGUUUGUUAAUGACUCAAGUCAACAUACCGGAAUACAUGCAAACAAAAAUUUCCACUGGCCACAUGAGAAGGAGAUAAACACUGCAAACUACACCAGCACUACGACAAUUAGUCAAUAGUGUCUAAUCAAUGCACUUUGUUGAAUGAACAGUGAGAAAUGUGACAGAGAUUUUGAUGCAAUGGAAAAUGCAAUAAAGUAGACUCAAAAAAAUCUCUUAGUGACUGUGGGGUUGGGUUUCAUUUUCCGUUCUUUUGUCGGAAUAUUUACAGAUCAAUGCAUCAUUGUAUUGUGUGAGCUGCACAAAGGCAAACAGGAAAUCAAAUGUCGUGUCCCAUGAGAUUCUGUGUAACAUUUACCAUUAGAAAGCAGGAAAAAUCUGACCUUAAUUUGACUUUUAAAGUAAUUUGACCUCAGUGUGUGUAUCUGUAUCUGUAGGUGUCAUGUUGACACUGUUGGUACAAGUAUAUAUUAAACUGUCAUUUAUGCACCA